Rotaria sordida is the source of this 1092-nucleotide messenger RNA. NCBI's taxonomy places the organism in Eukaryota, Metazoa, Rotifera, Eurotatoria, Philodinida, Philodinidae. The record is from the annotation of a GenBank genome assembly.
AUGAGAUCCUCUUCAAUUCUUUUUAAAUAUUUUCGAACUAAAUUUCAUUAUCGUUUUACUUCAUCAUAUGCAGUUCAUGAACUACAAGCUGAUCAAUAUGGUGUACCAGGUGAAGUUCUUAAACUUAAUCAUACAACAACAAUCGAUGCAAAUCAAUUAAAAUCUAAUGAUGUAUUAAUUAAAUUAUUAGCUUCACCAAUAAAUCCAGCUGAUAUAAAUAUGAUUGAAGGAAAAUAUGCAUUACUACCAUCAUCAUUACCAGCAACAUUUGGUAAUGAAGGUGUUUUUCAAGUUAUUGAUCAUCGAGCAUCAGAUGAACAAGUUCGUCCAGGUGAUUGGGUUCUACCUAAAAAGCUUGAAUGGGGUAAAUGGCGUUCAUAUGGUAUUGUAUCAAUAAAUGAUUUAAUUAAAAUUCCAUCAGAUAUUGACGUGGAAUCAGCUGCAACAUUAUCAGUUAAUCCAUGUACAGCAUAUCGAUUAUUAAAAGAUUUUGUUACAUUAGAAACAGGUGAUACAGUUAUACAAAAUGGUGGAAAUUCAAGUGUUGGACAAGUUGUUAUACAAUUGGGUAAAUUAUGGAAUAUUAAUGUUGUUAAUAUUGUAAGAAAUCGUGAACAAGGUAUGAAUGAAUUAGUUGAGUAUUUAAAAUCAAUUGGUGCUGAACAUAUUUAUGUUGAAGAAGAUUUACGAAAAGAAACUCUUCGUAAAACUCUUUGGUCAACUAUACCUCGACCAAAACUUGGUCUUAAUUGUGUUGGUGGACGAGCUACAAGUGAUCUUCUUCGUGUACUUGAUAAAUCAGCUACAUUAGUUACAUAUGGUGGUAUGAGUAAACAACCAGUAACUGUUCCAACAGCAGAAUUUAUAUUUAAUGAUCUUAUUUGUCGAGGUUUUUGGAUGAGUCGAUGGAAAUCAGAAAAUUAUAAAGGAAGUGAAUUUUCAAUAAUGCUUCACGAAUUAAUUGAUUUUAUUCGACGUGAUCAACUUAAACCACCACAAUGUCAAAAAUUUUUAUUAAAUGAUUAUAAAACAGCUAUUGAACAAGCACAACAACCAAUGAAUACGAAAAAAAUUCUUUUAACAGCUGAAUAA